AUGGACAAUCUUUUGGAGGAGGACCCAUUCUUCACCACUCUCUUACAAAAUGGAGGAGAAGGUCCUAUUACCACUCCAACAUUCACACCCCAUUCUAAUACUUUGGUCAGCCCAACUCCCCUUCACGGUGAAAAGAGGCCUCCAACAAAAAAAGUUCAAAGAGGAGCUUCUUUCACUGUUGAGGAGGAUUACGUACUUGUCUCUGGUUGGCUGAACAUUAGUAUUGAUGCCAUCCGGAGAACUGAUCAGAAAUCCACUCAAAUGUGGGAGCGAAUUUCUAAUUUUUACCACGAAUAUAAGAAAUCACAUAAUGUGAACCGUUCGGUGGGGUCAUUGAUCAAUCGUUGGUCCAUGAUUCAAAAAUGCACAAAUAAGUUUUGUGCAUAUCUAGCACAAGUUGAGUCAUUGCACCCGAGUGGUGCGACCGAGCAAGAUAAGAUUGAAAGAGUAAAGAUAUUGUACAAAGAGAUGGAACGAGGGAACUUUACAUUAGAGCAUUCUUGGAAUCUUUUGAGGCACCAACCCAAAUGGCAUCAACACAUGAGUACGCUGAAUACGAGGAGAAAGCCUGUCGAUAGACAGCCUUCCAAUGAGCAGUCAAGUGAAGUUUUGGGCGAUGUUGUGGAGGAAAAUGUUGAAAGGCCUGCUGGAAAAAAGGCUGAAAAGGAAAGCUUGAAGAAGCGGAAUGCACAAGAACAAUCUGAUGUUGAGUUCAACACGGCAUUAGGAGCAAUGACCGAGGAUAGACGAUUGUUCAUGACGGAGAGAAGAGAAUGGUAG
Molecule: messenger RNA, 780 nt
Organism: Carya illinoinensis
Lineage: Eukaryota; Viridiplantae; Streptophyta; Magnoliopsida; Fagales; Juglandaceae
Product: glutathione S-transferase T3-like
Exons: 2
Coding region: 1-780 (259 amino acids)
Source: RefSeq, a predicted model, not a curated record